Ceratitis capitata (Mediterranean fruit fly) is the source of this 1803-nucleotide messenger RNA. It is a transcript of the gene VhaAC45RP, whose product is annotated as V-type proton ATPase subunit S1. The record is from RefSeq and is a predicted model, not a curated record. Gene Ontology annotation, cellular component: proton-transporting V-type ATPase complex. Lineage: Eukaryota; Metazoa; Arthropoda; Insecta; Diptera; Tephritidae. The coding region runs from base 134 to 1294 and encodes 386 amino acids. The transcript is spliced from 4 exons.
UACAUUUUGCCGAAGUUCCAUACGUCCAUACAUAUGCAGAGGACAUCUGCCAGUCAUUUGUAGUGAAAAGUCAGUCUGCAGCCGUUGAACCAAUAGCAGUACAGCUAAAAAAUUAAAAAUAUUGAAUUCAAUAAUGCAUUGGAUUUUUCUAGCUUUUUACUUGAGCUUAGCUGUUGCGACUUGUAGUGCUACUGGACUGAGUGGUCCGUAUCUCUUUUGGGGUCAUCAGAGUGUCGUUGAUUUGCAGCCACGCGCUCUUGUUGAAGCUAGCGAAGCGGAGCUCACCAAUUUAUUUCAGGAAACCAAAGCAAUAGUGAUUUUCGUUCGGAAUAACACUGGACGCAUAGACGGGAAGGUGUACCCUCGGUUCCAGCAGUUGGUAAAAAGUAACGCUUGGGCCUAUUUACCCCAACAUUAUCUCACCGCCGAGCCCUUCAAUUACAAUGCCAACAUAGAGGUCAUCAAUCUAAGUGGUAACAGUGAGGAAGAAGAUGAAUCAAUUGUAUCCGGCUACAAUGACGCCAUUACCAUCUACGGUAAAGGUGAGGUGUUGGGAAUUGUAGCGAAUCGGGAAGAUGAUACUCAUUACAUUGCAAAAAGAGAUACCAAAGAACGUGAGGAACCCACAGAAGAAGAACGAGGUGCGACAACAACUUCUCAAACACCAGCCGUUGAAGAGGAGGACAAAACAUUUAUAUAUGUAGCAUUAGGAAAUAAGGCCGUGCUGUAUGUGACCUCUGCUCCGGUAAUCAAUAUAAGCGGUAAACUCAACAACACCAAGCUUGUGGCUCAUAACAAGGAUGUUACUUUCGACGAUCAAAAGGGCAAAGGUUACGGACGUCUUAAUAUCAUAUUCUCGGUGGAGACCCAGAAAUUAUUUCUGCGUUUCAAUUUCACACUGAGUCGCGGAUACUGGCACAUGAAAGCCGUUGAAGUGGAGUACAAUGAGUACAAAUCAGUUCUUCCGGUUGUGGGCACACUAUAUAGUAUUCCAUCUGCACCAAUAGGCUUCUCGUAUCGCUGCUCUUCGCGCAGCCUACAAUUUGGUAAUGAAAGCGAUGGCCUAAUCAUACAUGACUUUCAGGUACAACCCUGGUUGAAUGGCAUACCACGCUUCGGCGACGUUUACGAUUGUGUCGGCUUCACUACAGCUCCGAUUUGGGCCGGUAUUUUAGUGACACUUUUCUUGAUUGGCAUUUUGUCGAUUGGUUUAAUUGCUCUAAUGGAUAUUAAGACACCAAACCGAUUUGAAAGUUCACGCGGCAAACAACUAUCACUUUUUAUGCAGGAAUAAUUACAUUAUAUAUAUAUGUAUGCACAUAUAUCUAUAUACAAUAAAUAAAUAUAUAUGUUCCACCAUACCACUAAUCUCCUCCUCUCCUUUUAAAUACCAGCCAAUAACAAACGCAGCCGAACAAGUGUAUCUAAGUACAUGCAUAUGUAUGUAUGCAGCAUAUACACAUAUGUAUAUAUGUAUAAACAAUGUGGAAUUUACGCGUGAUUGUAAAAUUGCAAGACGUCGAAUGUAUGUCAAAUGUAAAUAUAUGUAUGUAAUAUUCGUUGAAAUGUUCACAUUAAUAAUUUACGGCAUCGCAAAUCCUCUGGUGCUCUUGACAUUGGCAAUUGAAUUUUUCCUCAUACAUUUAUUAUUUAUUUUAGUGGUUUUGUAUCUGUAUAUUCUACUGUUGGAUUAAUAUUAAAGUGUUAUAGUGUUCUGCAAUUCUUAUAAGCCAACUAUACAUUUAUAUAAAUAUAUAUAUGAACAUACAAAUGUUUGUAUGUAUAUGUAUUAAGCAAAUAUUC